Molecule: messenger RNA, 1109 nt
Organism: Pterocles gutturalis (yellow-throated sandgrouse)
Lineage: Eukaryota; Metazoa; Chordata; Aves; Pterocliformes; Pteroclidae
Product: mannan-binding lectin serine protease 1-like
Exons: 3
Biological process (GO): zymogen activation
Cellular component (GO): blood microparticle
Molecular function (GO): serine-type endopeptidase activity
Source: RefSeq, a predicted model, not a curated record
UUGCUGACUGCAAAGCACCGCCGGAGCUGGAGCACGGCUUUGUCACCUUCUCCUCCAGGAACAACCUCACCACCUACCGAGCAGCCAUCCAGUACCACUGCCAGCACCCCUACUACCACAUGGCCCCCAACAGCACUGCCACCUACACGUGCGACGCAACGGGUGUUUGGAGGAGUGAGGAGCUGGGGACCAAGCUGCCAUCCUGCCGACCAGUGUGCGGCCGGCCAGCUCGUCCUCUGCCUGGUAUCAUCAAGCGUAUCAUUGGUGGGCGAAAUGCAGAACCUGGCUUCUUCCCCUGGCAGGCCCUGAUCGUGGUGGAGGACAUGUCCCGGGUGCCCAACGACAAAUGGUUUGGCAGUGGGGCGCUGCUCUCAGACUCCUGGGUGCUGACGGCCGCCCACGUGCUCCGCUCCCAGCGGCGAGACAAGACUGUCAUCCCUGUCUCCAAGGAGCACGUCACCGUCUACCUGGCCCUUCAUGAUGUGAGGAACAAGAUGGAGGCCAUCAACCGGACAGUGGAGAGGAUCAUCCUCCACGAGGAGUUUGACAUCCAGAACUACAACCAUGACAUUGCUCUGGUCAAGCUGAAGGAGAAGGUGACCAUGGGGAACUACGUCAUGCCUGUCUGCCUGCCCCAGUUUGAGCACGAGCUGGAGGGGCCUCACCCCAACACGCUGGGGCUGGUGGCUGGCUGGGGCAUCUCCAACCCCAACAUCACAGUGGAUGAGAUCAUCAGCUCAGGCAUGAGGACACUGUCCGACAUCCUCCAGUACGUCAAACUGCCAGUGGUGCUGCACGCAGAGUGCAAGACCAGCUACGAGUCGCGGUCGGGGAACUACAGCGUGACCGAGAACAUGUUCUGCGCCGGCUACUACGAGGGUGGGAAGGACACUUGCUUGGGAGACAGUGGGGGAGCCUUUGUCAUCCAGGACCCAGGAACCCGGAGGUGGGUGGCCCAAGGGCUGGUCUCCUGGGGUGGCCCAGAGGAGUGCGGCAGCAAGCAGGUGUACGGUGUGUACACCAAAGUCUCCAACUAUGUGGACUGGGUAGAGAAGAAAACAGGCUCCUCGGAGAGGUGGACAUUUCUGGACCCGGAGCUGGAGAGAUGA